AUUCUCAAAGCUCAUACAAAAACAAACAAUUCAGAAAGAGAUCAUCAGAAAAGAAAAUAAAUUUAAUUAAUGGCAGGAAGACAGCAAAUGAAAGGAACAGGCUUCGGGAUUCAGUAUGAGGACCUUGUCCCCAAAUCCGAAUGGAAAGAUCAACCUGAAGCCACUCUUCUCACCAUUGAUCUUCCAGGUUUUGCAAAGGAGCAAAUAAAGGUAACUUAUGUGCACACCUCGAAGAUGGUAAGAGUCACCGGAGAACGUCCUGUGGCUGAUCGGAGAUGGAGCCGUUUCAACGAGGUGUUCACUGUUCCGCAGAACUGUCUCGUGGAUAAGAUCCAUGGGAGCUUCAAGAACAACGUCCUCACCAUCACCAUGCCUAAGGAGACGAUCACGAAGACGCCUAAUCUUCCAGAAGCUUCUAAGGUGGAGAAGCUUGAGGAGAAGAAGUUGUUGGAAGAAUCCAGAAGGAAAGAGAAGGAAGAAGAGGCCGAGAAGAAGAAGAAGCUUCUUGAAGAGAAAGAGGGACUAAUUAGGACGCUGCAAGAAGAAGCUAAAGCAAAAGAGAUGGCUGAGGCGAGGAAGCUACAAGAAGAAGCUAUAGCAAAAGAGAAGGCUGAGGCAAGGAAGCUUCAAGAAGAAGCCAAAGCAAAAGAGAAGCUUGAGGAAGAAGCUACGCUAGAGAAGAAGAUCCAGGAGAAGAAGUCUGUGGAUGAGUCUGGACGAAAAGAGAAGAUUCUAAAACCAGAACAUAGAAAGCUUCCAGAAGUGGUGUAUACAAAAUCUGGGACCGGGUCUGGGACCAAAUCCGGAUCUGGAGGAGUAAGCGAGGUCGUGAAAUCAGCAGAAGAGAAAUUAGGUUACUUGGUGGAGAAAGAAAAGAAAAUAGGGAAAGGGAUAAUGGAGAAAAUAAGGGGAAAAGAUUUAACAAGCGAAGAGAAGAAGAUGAUGGUGAAUGUAGGAGUGGCUGCUCUUGUUAUCUUUGCUCUUGGAGCUUAUGUUUCCUAUACCUUUUGCUCAUCGUCCUCUUCAUCUUCUUCGUCUCCUUCUUCCUCAUCACCUUCUACCAAACCAGAAUGAUAUAUGUCUUAAAGAAGUUGUGUAAAGGAGAACUUUUAUACUUUGUAACUGUUGUAUACUUUGUGAAAUCUA
This is a messenger RNA of Eutrema salsugineum, 1146 nucleotides long. Its product is annotated as protein RESTRICTED TEV MOVEMENT 2. NCBI's taxonomy places the organism in Eukaryota, Viridiplantae, Streptophyta, Magnoliopsida, Brassicales, Brassicaceae. The transcript is spliced from 2 exons. The record is from RefSeq and is a predicted model, not a curated record. Bases 70 to 1074 code for a protein of 334 amino acids.